Salvia hispanica is the source of this 941-nucleotide messenger RNA. RefSeq lists its product as uncharacterized. The record is from RefSeq and is a predicted model, not a curated record. Gene Ontology annotation, molecular function: calcium ion binding. NCBI's taxonomy places the organism in Eukaryota, Viridiplantae, Streptophyta, Magnoliopsida, Lamiales, Lamiaceae.
CAUAACGAUAAUCGAUAAACAUCAAAUUCCUCGCCACAUCCAACAAUCUUUCUUUUCUUGGCCGCGGUGAUGACUAAGCAAUCUCAAUCCUCUUUCCCUUUUUAAUCCCCACCAAAUCUCUCGGAAUCACACUCGCCAUUCUUAUCCCUCACUCAUCUCUCUCUCUUUCUCAGGUUGAUUUAUAAUUUUAUACUAGUUUUUAGCAAUGGGGAGUGCGUUAUCGGUGUUGACUCAGUAUGAUAUUGAAGAAGUUCAAGAACACUGUAAUCAUCUAUGUAGUUACUCAGCAAGAGAUAGUGUCUCUUUACAAGAGAUUUUGCCAACUAGAUAGGAAUUCCAAAGGCUUCAUUUCAAGUGAUGAGUUCUUGUCAGUACCUGAGUUUGCUAUGAAUCCACUUUCUCAGAGGUUGCUUAAAAUGACAGAUGGGCUGAAUUUCAAGGACUUUGUUGCAUUCUUGUCUGCUUUCAGUGCUAAAGCAACUGUACAACAGAAAAUCGAGCUUAUCUUCAAAGUAUAUGAUUCUGAUAGCAAUGGGAAGGUGACUUUCAAAGAAAUUAUAGAAGUGCUCCAGGAUCUCAGUGGCGCGUUUAUAUCAGACAAGCAACAAGAGCUCUUCUGGGGGCAGGAGGUUCUUAGUCAGCUGUUGCAAGAAGCAGGUUACACAAAAGAGUCGUCUCUUAUGUUGGACGACUUCAUCAAGCUUUGGUUCGAUUCUUUAAUGCAGAUACUGGAUCAUCAAGGUUUGAAAAUGGAAGUAGAAAUCCCAGUGGAGUAGCCUAGUCAAAGCUGCUACUCAUCUUCAUCUUCCAUUGAAAAUGCAGCAACUUGUAUAUGUGCACAAAUGCAAUAUAACAGCAUUAUUACACCUUUGAAGAAAAUUCAACAGAGGAAAUAGGAGACCUGUGUCUAAAUAAAUCUUAGUCUUUGCCGACUUGCUUUA